This is a messenger RNA of Zeugodacus cucurbitae (melon fly), 2509 nucleotides long. RefSeq lists its product as uncharacterized. Lineage: Eukaryota; Metazoa; Arthropoda; Insecta; Diptera; Tephritidae. The transcript has 2 exons. The record is from RefSeq and is a predicted model, not a curated record. Bases 266 to 2284 code for a protein of 672 amino acids.
GAACUAUAAAAAAAACGAAAUCUAAUUUAUUGUGCAUUUACAACCGAGUGCCAUCGCCAUUGAAAUUCGUCGAUUUAUUUGAAAAUUACUUUACAUUGUGACUGUAUUAUUAAGACAUUUUCUUUUAUCAUCGACUACCUCCUUUCAUGCAAAAAGAUUUUUUAGCGCAAAGACAAUAAAUAAAAUAAAUUUGCUUAAUAAUUAACAAUAACAACAAACAUAAACUAGUCAUCGAAAAUAGAAAAAGCAAAAGCGUAAUACCCAAAUGGAGGUCAACAGCUUUAUCAAUGCCUUUUCGCCGCCCUCCUCGAUGUCCACUGACCAUCCCGAACAGCAAGGCGAGCAUCCGGGCAUGUUCGUGCACAAUCGACGCAUAGUUUUGGAGUUGGUCAACAAAAUAUUCGAUAAUAAACGUGGCAAUGUGGAGCUAUCCUCAUCACAUUGCUCCAGCUUGGCGAAGAAGCCCUCUGUAUACAGCUAUGACAAUCGUCUGAAAUACUGGAAGGAUAUGUUGGAGCAGCGUAAACUGGUGCAGGCGAAUAUACAGGAGAAAACGGGUAAAGCGCCGGCUCAGGUGCUCUUCAAUCGCGCCGUCACCGUUGAUGAACGUGACAAACAGACGGUGCGUCGUUUGUUGGAUUACGCGGAACGCUUGAAUCCGUUGACUAUAUUGCACAGACAGGAAGGCAUAUUGCCGGAAUAUAUUGACUGUAGUAGGUGUCAGCAUGUGCAUGCACUACAUGAGACCUUGCCGAAGGCGGAGCGUGACGGCGAGAAAAUAGUUGAGAUUGCCGGCUUGCCGUUGGUAACCAAGGAAGAGCAGUUGGGCAAACCGAGAGAACAGGGCGCACACAAAAAGUCCGAUUGGUUAAGGUCGAAGGUGUUGGAGGAGCGUAUUGAGGGCAAACGCGAGGAUAUCGAACGCGUGAUUGAAUUCUAUCCGGACAUUGAUAAACUGCAGAUUGUCGGCGAGAGUUUUGACAAGAUGCAUACGUUGCGGCACAAUGCAGACAUACAAUAUAUAGGUGAAGAGAAGAUACAUACAAUCUCACAAGACUCGUCGAUUUGCGAACCAACUGCGCAGGCAGCAGCUAUUGUCGAGCCAACGCCACAACCCGAUUACAGUGUGCGUAUUAACGAACACAUUUUCCUACUAACCGAAAAGCGUAGCUCCAAAUAUGUAGAGCUGGAGGUGCGUUUCGAAUGCGAACCCUUCGAGAAAGUUGUCAAGCGCGUUUUACAUCUAGAAAAUUUAGGCAAGCGUGUAUUGAGUUGCGAAUGGGUACAUCGUCCAUAUUUUGAUAAAAACGCCAACCUACUAAAAGCCUACGACGACGAAUUCAUCUUUCAGCAUAAACCAUUUCGCCUGACAUCGGGCGAGACCAUGGAUGUGGUGGUGCAGUUUCAGCCACGACGCGCAGACAUCACGAAACAGAAGUGGAUGCUUAAAAUCGAUCCACAAUUCUUCUGUCGCAAAGUGGAUGCGGUUGUGGUGCGUUUGAGUGGUAAGUGCAAGCCGGCGCCGGAGUAUAUUGCCAAAAUACGCGCUGUACAAACGGAGGUCUUGAACAAAUCGAACACGAAGAUGGUGCGCCAGAUCACCACACGCCUCGCCUCACUCACACCGCUGAUUAAGCUGCCCGAAGUGAUUUGUCCUUAUAAGCGUACAUUAACCGAACUGGAGCUAUUCGAGUUCUACAAUCCCGGCUAUCGCUGCGAACGCUAUCACGACAUACAACUGCUCAAAGGGUUGUAUCAGCGUUUGAAGAAACCACGCGAACCCGCUUGGGAUUUGAGUAUUGAAACAUUGAAAGCCCUUAUCUUACGGCAAGAGAGCCCGGAUAAGCGUGCUUUGUACUUUGUGGAGAUGAUUAGUCUUUUGGAGGAGAUGCGCGGUAGACCGCCCAUAGAAUUCGAUGAACGAAUACUCGACAAUACCGAACGUGAGCGCACGUGUUAUGUGUAUGUGCGUGGCAUUAUUUCGACGGGUAUCGAUGAGUGGGAAGAGUUGACGCUCACCAUCGAGGAGGCCUUCUUGAAGGUGGCUUGGAAGGAGUAUAUAGAAAAUUAUUCCAACACGCCAGGCGAGGGUGCUGGUGGCGAUGCUGAACAUAUAGAGGUGCUGCUCAAUGAAUUCGAUGAGGAAGAACUCAAAGUGUGGCUGGCUAAAGAGUUGCGUCAUCGCAAAGCGUUCCGCGACACGCUCUACAUGCAAACCUACACGCAUUUGUGCAAUUUCAUCGAGGACAUUGUCUCAGUUAUAGAGAGCACAGACAUCGUUUAAGCAGCUACUUCUUUUUUCUUGUGUGGACUCAAGCUUAAUAUCCAAAUAAUUCGGUGAUUAACUAUUCGAUUAUGACGCAAAUGCAUAUUUGGGUAUCGGUUUAAAUGAUACUUAUGUGCAGACCAGAGAUUCCACUUUUGCAAUAAUUUUUGUAUAUUUUACUUGUAUAUACACGUACAUACAUACAUAUUAAAUAAAAAUAGGGUAAAUUCUCAUUUCAAUUUA